This is a messenger RNA of Strongylocentrotus purpuratus (purple sea urchin), 3762 nucleotides long. Its product is annotated as cilia- and flagella-associated protein 69. Gene Ontology annotation, biological process: positive regulation of flagellated sperm motility. Gene Ontology annotation, cellular component: non-motile cilium; sperm midpiece. The coding region runs from base 703 to 3474 and encodes 923 amino acids. NCBI's taxonomy places the organism in Eukaryota, Metazoa, Echinodermata, Echinoidea, Camarodonta, Strongylocentrotidae. The transcript is spliced from 23 exons. The record is from RefSeq and is a predicted model, not a curated record.
GGGGUAUCGUGGCAACUGUAAAUAUGGCGUUGCUUCGCCAGUGAUUUUUCUCUAUUUUGAAGAAGCAAGGAUAUUAAACAAAUUAUACUGGCGUGUGAUCUAUCACCUUUUGUUUGAAAUAUUAUAUUCUAUUUACCAGGACAUUCUUUGUCGUAAGUAGGAAGAAUUUAUAACGACCGUAAGAGGGAUUUCUAGGUCGGGUAGAAUCUGCUUUGGACGGAGCAGCUGUAUGAAAAACCGCACUACCUGGGCCGACAGCGCGCCGGUAAAUCCCUGCAAGCUUCCCGUGAUCUGCAGCUGAAUGUGGACUGUGCAUGCAUUGGCACACAACAAGAACCUUUCGAGAAGGACAAGGCUCUGAAUUUCGUCGGUCUUAUCUGGAACAGUGUGUUGUGUGAAAAGAUUGGAAACUGAAUAGUAUAUAGAUUGGUAUUUUCACCUGCAAUAAGGCAAAGUUUGAAGCCCCUUUUCAAUUGAAUUGCAGAAAACGAAUUGCACAAUUUGCACAAUAGGCCUAGAUUGGGAUCGUUGUAAUAGGCCUAGUGCAAGUGCUGGUUAUUUCUGAACAUGACAGUUGUGACUUGAUCCAGGAACACUACAGUAACACUAGAAUCUAGGUCUACACUAAGUAACAGCAAACAAUAUUGUCAAAUUUCCUGAAUGAAAAGUUAACAUCAACAAAUUCAGACAUUCAUUGAAAAGAUGACGACAAAGAUGGCAACGCAACUGCAACCUAAACCACCUGUGCCUGUUGUUGGACAUGUGAUCACAGAUGAAGAGAUGGGCUUGAAAAAGGGAAUCAAGAUCCAGCAGGUUAACUUUGUUAAAGUCAUCAAACUCCUUACAGAUCCACAUUCGGUGGCUCUCUAUGAAAGACACAACCAUGCUCUGCAGAGACUCAUCAGACACUACAGUGCUGGAUUUCUCCUCAAAGACUUGGUGCAGGUGUUCAAAAUCCUCAAUGUGUGUGCUGACAGGAGUCACGAGCAGCCCAUGUACAUCAAGCCCAUGAUUGAGAUGCUGAAACUUUGUAGCUUGCCUUUCCUGCGGGAAAAGUCAUCCGAUGAAACCACCUACUCCCAGAUUGUCAUUGAAUCAUUCUCUCAAUUGGGCUAUUUGAUGAGAGUACCCAGCAGAGAAGUGCGCAUCCAGCUUGCCAAUACACUGGAGGCCAUCUACACCAAUAACACAAAGGGUCUGCUCGUCCAAGACCAUCAGCCUACCACAAGGGCCUAUAAUGCAGCCAUGGUGGAGAGGAGUGACAUUGCGGAAACACUAGUGAAGAGUUUGACCUUACUUGAGAAUGACCUGGAGGUCAAACUGCGGCUGAUGAUCAUCCUGCAGCACUUCUCUUCCUUCUCCCCUAUCAACUGUAACUCUAUGCUUUCAGCCGAUGCAGCAAGUCGCAUAUGCAGCAGGAUGAAUGACCCGGACCCCAGCGGCAAGUUAUUGUUCCACUCCAUUGAGAUCUUGUGGAAUCUGAUGGAGAAUGGAGACCGGGAAGAGAUGGCCAGACAGCUCAACUCAUUUAUCUGUGUAGAGGCAUUGAAAGACGCUUUCACCCAACAGAUGACAAAUGGCUACAGUCAUUAUGAUAGGCAGUUGAGGAAUGACCUUCUCGUGCUAACAACGCUAGCAGUAGCUAAUAAUCCUGAGGCACCUUUCAUUGAAACCGGUUACGCAAAAGUCCUGAUCCUCUUUGCCACAUUCCAAGAAGUUAGAAGUCACAAUGCCCUGGUCAAAUACCUGAAAUUAGGAACCAGCCCUGAAGAUUUUGAGCUGAAGAAGAUGCUGAUCAAUGUAUUGGUUGUCCUCAGCAAAGAACCUGCGGUCAUUCCGCUCCUUAGCGAGGGUCAUGUGAUCCUAGCUCUACUGUCGUUCAUCAAGAACAAUGAGAACUCCAGCCAGCCGCAGGAGUGGAGCCCCGCCCAGUUUGAAGAGACCCAGCUCCAUGCCAUGUCUGCCCUGUGCACCCUAGCGCCACUCUGUAUCCAGGACUACAUGACAUGUCAAGGAAAUACAAGGUUACUUCUCCUGCUGGAAUGGUGUGUUGGAAAAGAUGACUUUGCUGGCCACGGGAACGCCUUCCACGGUAAAGGAGGACGCGGUAACAAGCGAGCUCAGAUGAGGUACUGCCUCCAUCUCAUGAGGAGCGUGGUUUCUCUCAACGACAGUGAGGUCAACCAGGACCUUGUCGACCAGGGAGCCAUCAACCAGUUACUAGAUAUCCUGUUAAGCGCUACAAGGUCCAGCAUAGAAGACGAUGCUAUUGACGUCGAGAUGCAGUGUGACAUGCUCUUCAUUCUCUCAGUAUUAUGUGAAUCAAACAUACAUAGAAAGGAGCUGUAUGGUGAGAAGGGUGUGGAGGUGGUGCUUCGAUACCUCAGGACAGACGCCAAGAAGCUGAACCGAGGCUUGGGACACCAUCGUCUCAUGCUAGCAGCUGUAGAUAACAUCUGGUGCUGUGUGAUCGGGGCCUACAUCAACGAGGACCAGUUCCUAGAAGGCCAGGGCGUGUUCCUGCUUAUCGAUCUAUUAGAGUCCUCUACUCGUAACACCCACAACCUGUCGCUGGGCUGCCUAACGGACUUGUGUGAGAACCCUAAGACCGUACCCCACCUCAUGGCCUGGAAGGGCAAGAAGGAACGCACCAUCGCCAGUCUCCUGGUGGACAUCUGGAGGCAGGAGGAGACCCACAUGGGCGUCAAGAGGGAUGAGAACGGAGUCCUCAUAGAUCCAGCUGUACCUCUAAUGGGCAGUUUUCAGGAAGAGGCUGGAAUCAAGCCCUUACCUGCUAAUCAGCCCAGUCAUGCUAUUACUGACAUCUCAGAGAAUAUGAGGGCUAAGAUCUACGCACUCUUCUGUAAGAUAGGUUCUGAAGACCCCAAGGGACUGUCUACGGAGGAGCAAGUAACCCUGGUCAUCAUCAGGAGGUUUCUGGACUUCAAAGAGGGCGAGAUCUGGGUGGAGAUCACCUCAGAGCUCGAGCAGGAGAACCUACGACCUGUCACUCCUGAUCAGGAAUUGCUUGAGAUGCUCAGUAAAUCAAACCAGGAGAUGGCUGAGACGAUCACAGAAGAACAGAAUGAGCUUCUGGAAUCACAAAGACAACAAGCCUUAUUGGAAGAACAGGAGCUUUAUUCAGAGAUUAAAGAGAAUCACAAACAGCGGGAGAAAUCCAUCAAGAAAUGGGAUGACUUUGUGGCUAGAACGUCCAACUAUGCCAUCCUCAAGAAUUCGAAGGGUAGACAAGACGUUGCUAUUGACGAUUCUAGAGCCAAGCAGAUUGACAACGAGCACUCUUUCCAUGAUAUUGAUCUUCCUUCACUCCAGACAACAACUUUCCAGGGUCGGACUAUCAUGGUAGACAGCACCCCUCGUGACAUCUUGGACGGAUCUACUCUCAUCACCAGCCAUACGGACGCAGAGAACAACCUCACGCUCAGCAAACAUGCCUCCAUCGCCGUCUCAUGAGCUCCCAUUCUCUCUCUCUUUAAAUGACCGCCGCAAACCCACGGAAAAGGCAGAGAACAACUUGACACUCAACAAACAUGCCUCCAUUUUUAAAUGACCGCCGCAAACCCACAGAAAAGGGGGAUUACCGUUAACGAUUAAGUUUCUAUUUAGUUUCACAAGCUCCCUUUUUUAAUGCCAUCACAAACCCCCCCAAAAAAGGGAAUCACCGUUAACAAUUGGAGAGCACAACUUAACACUCAACAAGCAUGUCUCCAUUGCUGUCUCAUGAACUCCCUCUCUCUCUCU